CCGAUCCUUAAUGUCUAUGGUUGCAGCAUCCGCCCACCACUCGUAUACCCUGGUCUGUGCAAGGGACUAAUCUUUGCUGCGACUCGCCUGCUGCAACCUGACAAGCUGCCUAGUCAUUCCCUUCCCCAGCCUGCUUUACGACUCUUCGACAUACAGUUCCGAGCUGGAAAUCUUGCUGCGAUUUUUUCGACAUCUGCUCUUUGCCUGGAACGCACACUUGGCACCGCACUCACGACUUAACGACACCCGACUAAGAUUCGCACAAUUGCUCGCAUUUUACCAACAACAGGUGCCAGAUUGAAGGGGACAAGUUGAGACAUCAACGGAAGCUGACGCUGCAUUCCUUUCAGCACAUCGAGCAUGGUGGUCUCGGAUCUCCUGCACGUAGUGCUACCGGACAAUGCCACUAUCCUGUCAGCUUCUUUACCCAUUUACGCUGGGUCAACUAGAGAUGGCACGCAGCGCGAGUCUACCGUCUCGAACCUGCUCGCGACGUUACUUUCGGAGACAGUGAACGUCGGGCCAUUGACUCGAGUGUUCGGCUCGCAUUAUGAUCCUUUGGCAGCAGCAGAUACUUCCAAUGCCUCAAGCGCGCCGCCUCUGUGGUAUAUAGACGCUCGCGGUAUGAGCUGGGCGCUGCAGACUGUUGAAAGCUCGCAGCCCAAUCGAGAAUGGGAUGACGGAGAGUUGGAAGCGUUGGGAGAUGGCUUGAUUCCUCUCGAUACGCCGAUAUUCUCCUAUUUGCAUGCUCUGCUAAUGCCUCAAGCCGACGGCUCGCUUGCACCUACGCAUGCUCCGCUAUCAAAGGCACUGGCGGGGACCUUGGACUCGAAUGUCGCUGGCUCCGGCUUUUCUGACUUUGCGCUCUCGUCACAUCUGCACGCUCCUAGACUUCGACUGGUGUGCGGGGCACCUGGACUGGCCGUCCGAAUACGAUUCGCGCAUGUCCCAGAGAUCUAUGAUGGGUGGGACGGCAGGGUGUGCUUCUUGCCUGCGCCAGCCGCACUCGAAACUGGCAGCGUGGGAGCGGGUUCAACAGCUGCGGACCUUCUCGAAGCGGUGUGCGACGAGCUAGGCAUUAGAAGAGUCGUGCUGCAAGGCAGCAAGUCCGCGAGGGUGGAAUAUGGUCUUGCCAGCUUGCCUGAAUCGCCAUCCUCUGCCCCUGCCCCUGUGCCGCCUCCAGCUGCGCUGCCCGCGCACACCAUUUUGCCGCCUCUGCUAGCGACGAUGCCGGGGCCCCCCUUGGAAUACCCCGGCCUCCUCUUUACCAUUUCGGCGACUUGGCUCAGCCGCCUCGGAACUGUUGCGCAAGGAUUUCAAAAACAUGCUCGUAGAGCUCCAAGCUCCGAAUCGCCGCCACGGCCUUUCCUGCCUGAGACUCGACCCCAGACUAAGCCCGGCAUGCUGGGACUUUGGGCUGCGAGUCUUGGGCGAAACGCAGCGGCGCCUGCUCAGCAAAGUUCAGAGAUAUCAACCACAGGAUUGGCGGCUGGGCCGAGCACUGGCGAUCCAGGAUUAGAUGCACUCAGCGCGGAUACGAGCAUCAUCGAGGAGGACGAGGAAGAAGCGAGCGGCACCUUGAAAGGUGUGAAUCCGCAUCAUCUUCAGCAAAAUACCGAUGACGGCUCGCAUACACUGACGUCAGCCGAACGAGAGGCUGCGGCCAUGGCUGCCGCGGCCAAUGCUGAUCGUGAAGCUCGCCAAGGAGCUGCGAACGCGCAAGGCUCUUUGUCACAAGCUGCCGCGCAUGCGCUGAUGUCGCCGAAAGCUCGAGGAAAAGGCCAGCCUCAUACUGCGACCGCACGCCUCUCACGAAUGUUUGAUAGCUGGGGAGUAGCGGCGCCAGACUCUCCAACGAGUCCAAUAGCCACUCAAGAACAUGCAACUGGCUUUCCGAGCACACCCACUCCGGCCAUCGCGGGGAGAUCUCGCUCAAUUGGAGGUGGUGGGGGACCGGGUCGCGAAGUGAAGGUGAUGAGUGUCAGUGGACCGCUGGAGCUGGAGAGAUCCCCAAAUUCACCGCGCGUUGGGGCUAGACAUUCGCCACUUGCGCAAGCUCUUCCUGCUGCCGGCUCGCCGCUCGCGCACGGCAACGCUCAGCUGACGGGAGAAGAAUUGGCGAAACGAUUCGAAAGCUUGAUGGCGGACCUUGGAAUGAAGGGGUCCAGCAGAACCGCAAUGCUCGCUUUGCCAGAUGAUCGCAAGCGCUUCUUGAUCGGCCAGAACGAGGCUAGCAGGUCGGCCAACGGAGUGCCUUCGACGCCCUCGCGCUCAGCGAGCGGCUCUCAUGCUAGACCUCUGUCCCCCCAAUCUACUGGUGCAGAAACGGGUGGCUUUGCCGACACUCUGAGCAGAGCAAGUACAGCUCUCACUGGAGGCUGGGCUAAUCGAUUCAGUAUUGCGAGCAUUGCAGGCUGGGGCGGAGAGGAGAACGCCAGUCCGAGAUCGAGUUUAGCGACUGCUCAGACUGGCGGACAAGAGAGCGCGGAUAGUCGACCUUCGACUGUCAUGACGGACGACGGCGCCGGGAUACCAGAGCAAGGCUCGGGCGCAUACCAAGCAGCCGGCAGUGCUGCAGAAGCCGCGCUCAAGUCGCAUCAUACAGGCAGUAGUGGACAUGGCGCAAGUUUGUGGAGCAGCUGGUGGGGUGGAGGCGUCAGCUCGCUCACUUCCGCAGAUCCCUCGGCGCUUGCUGCUGGGGCCAGUGCAGCACCAUCUCAUGCGGCCGAGCGCUACUCGCCCGCUUUCUUUUCCAAUGCGCUCCUCAGCGGCAAGCUGAACCGCAAGGACUUGGUCAAGCAUCUCAUCAGCUUGAGGGUGACAUUGUCCUCGGCGAAACUGAUGUGGAUCGCUGGAUUCUUGGACGCGAGAGGUCUUGAAGCGCUCGAAAAUCUGCUGAGGCUCGAGAGUGGCCCGCUUCUUACUGCCCGUCUCGGCGACAAGCGACAGGACCGCCAAGAGAUGAGCGACGUGAUCAUCGGCGAGUGCAUCAAGUCCCUACGUACAUUGAUGAACACAGAGCUCGGAUUUGAAAGAGUCCUCCAGCAGGGGAUGCUAAUUACGUAUAUUGCGUAUGCUCUGCGAACGCCCUCGUACAAGCUCAGGUCUCAAAUAGCCGACGUCCUUGGUGCUCUUUGCGUAUUAAGCUUGGCGGACGGUCACCGACUUGUGUGCGCUGCUCUGUCUGAGCUGGCUAUUGCUUCAGGCGAGCGCUUCCGCUUCGCGUUCCUGGUUGGAAGCUUGAACGUGUCCAAAACGCGAACGUCCGAUGCGGAUAGCGAGACGAGUAGCUCACACGAAGACACGAACGAGGAGGCAGACGAAGACGAAGCCGCCGUGUGGGAAUACCGUACGUCGGCCAUGGUGCUUGUCAACGCCAUCACCAACAGCCCUGAAGAUUUAGAGGAGCGCAUCGUUCUGCGCGACGAAUUUGCAAGGCGUGGGCUGAACGAAGCGAUGGUUGGUCUUCGCUACGUCGAGCCACCGGAUGCGCUGCUCGUACAGCUCCAUGUGUGGGCCGAGGAGAAACAAGAAGACCAAGCAGAGCUGCACGACCGAACAUUGCGAAACAACGCUGGAAAAGAAGGCACGAAUGCCGAUGGAGCAGGCCUCAGCUUGAGCACUAUUGGCGAGGUUGGAGAGCUCCUUCGAGUCGCGCAGCUUGACAGCCCGGACCUGUAUCCGCUGAUCUGCGACAUGGUCCGCAGCACCACGCAGAUACUCGCCCGAGACAUUGACUAUCAGCUCAAAGCUGAUCUGCUCUUCGUCCUAGAGAAGUUCCUGGAGCAUGGCGUUGAAGUUGUCGAUUUCGAUGAAGGCUGGAGGUCAUUCAUGAAGGCGUACCUGACCAGUGUGCAGCAUAUUGUCGGCAAGCAUGCUAUGAUCAAGGCGAAUCGACUCAGCGACACCAGUACGGUUCCGAGCUCCUUUGUUGAAGAGCUUGAAGGUCUACGUGCGAAAGUUGAAGAGCUCAGCGACGAGCGCAGUCAGCUUAAAGCAGACCUCAACGAGUCGAUCGCGCAAGCCAACACGCUCCGAGGAUUGCCAAGAAUUUCGGACGGCGGAACAGCCUCGACUUCAGGCGAAUCCGCUUCCGGGCCAAAGCGCGGCGAGAGGGAGAAUUUUGCUGGAGUCAUCCAACGUCUUGUGCAAAAGGAGAAACAGGUCUUGCAACUCCAAUCCGAAGUGGAUCGUCUGACUGCAUCCCGUCCCCCCGAUCGCUCCGGGGCGCCUGACAGCGAGGAGCAUGCGAAGCGAGAACGUCUGGAGCGCAACAGGCAGUGGUCGAACCUAAUGGAGGAGAUCGCGCAUCACAAAGAGCGCAUUGCGGACACCGAAGGCCAGCUGGAGUCGCGAGAGCGAGAAAUCAAGUACCUGAAAAGGGCUCUUGAGGCUGUAUAUGGACGCUUCCAGGCAUCUGUACAGCCCGAUGCCGCGACCGGCUCGACCUCGGUCAAGCCGUCUCUGGCCGACACGCCCACACCAUUACCCUCACAAGUCGAUGCUGAUACGAUGGCUCAGCGCUCUAUCGAUGCGCUGGCUGAGAAGGACACCGCCAUCGCCACUUUGCGGGCCGAUGUAGCCAAGCUGCAGGAUCAGCUCGUUCGUCGUACCCAAGAGUCGAUUGAGCGAGACGCGGUCACUCAGCAAUCGCACUCACAGCUGCUUGCCAAAGCUACAAGCGAGGCGGACGAGCUGCGUGCAGAGCUCACGAAGCUACAAGGGCUUCUUUUGCAACUGCAGCUCGCGCCUACCGGCGCACAGGCCCAAAGUACUACUGCGUCCUCGGACAUUGCCCAUCGCGCUGCACCCGCACCGCCAAUGUUUCCCACUCCUACCGCCAUCGAGAAUCCCACUCCCGCCGCUGGUCAUGCGCCCGCUCCAACCCCACCCCCACCCCCGCCCGCUCCAGCUCCUCCCUCGGGAUCCGGCCAAACCUUGCAGGCAGACAUGGGGACUGAUGCGGAUCCAGCGACUCUCGCCCCUCUCGCCCCGCUUCCUCCUCCUCCUCCCCCGCCACCGCCCGCACCAGCCAUCGGCCAAACUCAAAUUGUACCCCUGGCUCCGGCUCCACCACCACCACCUCCCCCUCCUGCAGGAGCACCGCUCGCACCUCCUCCGCCACCGCCGCCUCCUGCUCUUGGAGGACCGCCCGUACCUCCGCCCGCCCCUGAUGCGCCUCCCGCCCCAUCUGCUCCUGGCUUCCGAAUGAUGCCGAAAGCUCCAGCCCUACCGAAAUUUCCCGCGAAGAAGCGUCGCGCUUUGUUCUGGAAUAAAUUGCCCAACAAUGCGCUCGCUAGAACAGUUUGGCACGACCUGCCCGCUACCUCCAAGAUCGAUCUGCAGAUUGACGAGCUAGACAAUCUCUUUGCCCUAGACAAAGCUGCCGCUCCUACUAUCGCGCAGGCGCAAAUCGCUGUAGGGAGAUCAUCUGCAAAGAAGGCGGCUCCGGCGACAGUCAUCGACCCAUCUCGGGCGCACAGCGUUGGGAUCCUGCUUGCCCGUAUCAAGCUCACAUUCCCUCAGAUCAGACAAGCGAUCUUGGAGCUGGACGAGGAGAGACUUUCCUUGGACAAUUUGCGGGCCCUCAAAAAUUGUUUGCCGACCACUGAGGAGGCAGAGAUGAUUCGCGACUACGAAGGCAAUGUCGCUCAACUCAGCCGGGCGGACCAGUACUUCCGCGAAAUCGUUGGCAUUCCAAAGCUUGGCGAACGGCUCACUAGCAUGACCUUUAUGCGGAAGUUCGAGAUGGAUCUUGAGGAGCUCAAGCCUGACCUGAAAGUGCUCAGAGAUGCUUGCGACGAGAUGAACGCCAGCGAAAAGUUCAAGCACGUUUUGCAGACUGUGCUCAUGCUCGGGAAUGUGCUAAACGGUUCGACGUUCCGUGGAGGAGCCAUCGGCUUUCAACUGGUCGACCUGCUCAAGCUGCGUGACACCAAACCGGCAGUCGCAACGCCUGCGACGCCUUCGCUCUUGCACUAUUUGGUACGCUUGCUGAAUCGCUCAGACCGCACUCUGGUGGGCUUUUUGGACGACCUGCCCCAUGUCGAGGCGGCUGCAAGGCUGUCCACGCAGUCCAUCAUGGCUUCCAUCACUGCCCUACUAGGUGGUCACGAGCAGGUGCGCACGGAGGCAGACGUGUUGCAAAGGAUUCCCAUUUCCCCCGCUGGUGAUCGCUUCCUAUCCGCUACGGGCGUCUUUUUGACGACGACGACGUCCCAAGUCCGAGCACUGCGCUCGGCAGGCGACAGUAUUCAAAAUGACUUGGUCCGGCUGGUCGCGUACUAUGGCGACGAUCCGGCCGUCGUCAAGCCCGAGGAAUUCUUUGGGCUUGUAGCGAGCUUUGGACAGGCAUUGAUGCGUGCCGAAGUCGACGUCUUGGAAGCCGAUCGGAAAGCCGAGCUGGAAGUGCAGAAGAAGGCAAAAGCCAAUUUCGGCGCCGGUCUUCGCCGUCUAAAGAUACCAGAGCCUAUCGGACCAGAAGUGCGCGGCCCUCUUGCGGGUGGGAAGAAGGGCGCGGCUGAAGCCGACAGGGUCAGCAGCUCAGACACCAAGUCCUCCGAAGGCGAAGCGACGACUCGGACGGCAGAGGAAGAAGCCGAGGAAGAAGCCGAGGAAGCAGAUCAGCUCUCCCCCGUCGGCUCGGACCUUACACCUACCGCUUCUGGCACAUUGACGGGUGCGCGGUUCCGGUCUUGGGGAGCAGCCGCUGCGGCCAGCCUGGACAAGUCGCGCUCGUCCGGAGUGCCUGCGGACGACCCUUUGCGCAAGAGCUACCGCGGUGGUCGUGGACAGCUCGAUGAGGCGAUCAAGGAGCUGAGAAAUGGCGGCAGAGCUCAUCGCGAUCACGGUGUCGGCGGAAUAGUCGAGGGAAGCUUUGGCAAGUCGGCAGGCGCGGCGCUGGGCAAUGGACGAAAGAGCCUUCGGAGACAAGAUACACUCAGAGUGGGCGGAUCUGGUGGACAUCGACCUCUUUCACGCGUCUUUUUGGAUCAAUGAGCGGAACGUUGCUCAAUUUGAACGCAGGGUGGAUCAACGCGAUUGGAACUGAACAAUGUAAAAUUUGCGUGUAAUAUUAUUACAGGAUGAU
Messenger RNA from Ceraceosorus guamensis, 7090 nucleotides. RefSeq lists its product as hypothetical. The transcript is spliced from 4 exons. Gene Ontology annotation, biological process: actin cytoskeleton organization. Gene Ontology annotation, molecular function: actin binding; small GTPase binding. NCBI's taxonomy places the organism in Eukaryota, Fungi, Basidiomycota, Exobasidiomycetes, Ceraceosorales, Ceraceosoraceae. Bases 361 to 6999 code for a protein of 2212 amino acids. The record is from RefSeq and is a predicted model, not a curated record.